Molecule: messenger RNA, 1502 nt
Organism: Myzus persicae (green peach aphid)
Lineage: Eukaryota; Metazoa; Arthropoda; Insecta; Hemiptera; Aphididae
Product: putative cystathionine gamma-lyase 2
Exons: 6
Coding region: 207-1418 (403 amino acids)
Biological process (GO): transsulfuration
Cellular component (GO): cytoplasm
Molecular function (GO): cystathionine gamma-lyase activity; pyridoxal phosphate binding
Source: RefSeq, a predicted model, not a curated record
GAGUUAUGCUGUAAUUUGUCAUCAAUAUGUGUCAUCGAUCAUUUUAGGUCCGUCAGCCCACACGAAACAAUCGCAGUUAAUACUUUACAAAUCAGUUGUGUUGUAUUCUCGACUCCCGAACGUUGUCAAUCAAUAGCUGGUAGGUGUGUGUUAAUAAGUAGUUCUUAAAAUCUUCGUCCUACAAAUCUGCAAAAAAAAAAAAAAAAAUGUGUGACAACGGUUCCGUGACAAAAAUGAACGUAAGAGAUCCGAAUUUUGGGACCAAACUCGUGCACGCCGGACACAACCCCGGAGAGUGGACUUACAACGAUGUCGUGCCACCGAUUGCGAUGAGUACGAUAUUCAAUUCGAGAUCGCCGGGAGUAAUCGAAGGGUACGAGUACACGCGAUGCGGCAAUCCGAUCCGUUCGGUCUUGGAGAAAUGUCUGAUAGCACUGGACCAAGCCAAGUACGCGCUGGCCUACAGUUCCGGGAUGGCGGCUAUCUCGUCCAUGGUAAAUCUGUUGGCUCCCGGUGACCACAUAUUGUGCAGCUCCGACGUAUACGGCGGUACUCACAGGCUGCUGAACAAGAUGGCCAAGCAUGCGGGAAUCUUGUUUGACUUUAUUGACUUUUCCGACACGGCGAACAUCAUCAAAAGUAUAAAACCCAACACUAAGCUCGUUUGGUUCGAGAGUUUGUCGAAUCCUUUAAUGAUCGUGUUGGACGUACAAAAAGUGUCUGAAGCCGUUCAUAUGACUCGAGCAGAUAUUAUAGUGGCCGUUGAUAAUUCAUUCGUGACGCCCUAUUUUCAAAGACCGUUGGAUCUUGGCGUAGAUGUAAUAAUGUAUUCGCUGAGUAAAUAUAUGAAUGGACAUUCAGAUAUAGUUAUGGGGGCACUGGUUACCAACAACAAGGACAUAUAUGACAAAUUAUACGUUUUCCAAUACACUUCCGGAAACAUACCUUCGUCGUUCGACUGUUACAUGGUGAACCGCGGAUUGAAGACGCUGCAAGUGCGCAUGGAACAGCACAUGAAGAAUGCCACGGCGGUAGCCGUGUACUUGGAAUCGCAUCCGAAAGUGCUCAGAGUGAACUACAUGGGCCUGCCCAGUCACAGGCAACACGAAAUCAUCAAAAAACAGUUUACCGGCCACAACGGAAUAGUGUCGUUCUACAUCAACGGCGGCAUCGAAGUGAGCACGAAGCUGUUGGAAUCGCUGAAGCUGUUCUGCAUCACGUGCAGUCUGGGCUGCUACGAAAGCUUGGCCGCUCUUCCUUGUAAAAUGACGCACACUUCGCUCACGAACGAAGAAAGGCAAUCUUCUGGCAUUCACGAUAAUCUCAUUCGGCUGUCCAUUGGCUUAGAAUACUACCAGGACUUGAUCGACGAUUUAGAACAAGCAAUUCAAGCAAGUGGAGCUAAAGAUAAAUGUUAACGAAUUAAACAAAAGUCUUAAUAGAUAUUUUAUUAUAUUAUAUAAUAUAAUAUAAAAAUAAUAAUAAAUAUAUUAACUGAUUCC